GAUCAUUCAAUGCCUUAUCUUUCUUACCCCGCAAUUGGUGUCCUCGCAUCCAAAUGCCCAUUUUCUCGACCUUGAUGACCUUAUUCGAUUCUGUCUGUACAAGUACGCUGCCUCUGGUCGAUCGACGUUCGCUUAGUCACGUUGUAUGCCUUUUUGGGUCUGGAUUCAACGUCAAUCGUGGUCUGCGCCUGGUAUGCCGGCUGCUACAGCUGACCGGAACACAUCUCUUAUCUUAAUGUCCCGCAACAAGCGACAUUGACUAUUGGCGAUACAUGAAAGUACCAGCGCAACCUCGACAAGGUGACCCAACAUGCCUAUUAUCGGCGACGACUUCCCUGAGAAGAUAACAGUAUACUCAGGUACUUUGCGGAAGUUCACUGGUGCCAAAGUCGAUCCCUACGCUCGCUUCGUUGGUUAUAUUCUCCUCAAGCCCCUCAACAUUGCUGUACAGGGCCAACGGAACGUGAACAAUGCACUUGGCAAUCUUCCUGUCCACACAUCGGUUGCACCGGACGAGAAGCUCCUUUUUGGCUGGGGCCCCCUACAUGUCAUCCACGAUAAGGUGGUUCACCUAGGGUCUUAUGAGCAUCUUUCUGUGAUGAUAGCCUUGGGAGAGAGCUUCCACGAGACCUAUGGAGCCAAAGUACUUUGGGAGCUGACAAAGGCUGCAGCAGGGCCAGAUGAUCUGACUCCGCACUUUUCGCAGUGGAAGUCCAAUCUGCAUGCCUACAGCGGAGCAUUUUCAGCGACAGAUUUUGGUUUGUUGGUCGAGGAGUACAUUCGAUUGUACCCGUAUCCUGUCAACAUCCAGAUGCUUGAUGCUGUCUUCCCUCCACGCGUGAUUGCAGAUGCUCUCUCGGCCUUGAUGCGUAUCACUGGUGGAGAAGAAAAAGAGGUCACAUUCACCGGUAGCGCAAUCAUUGCUUGGAUAGGAGCCAUAGCAGAAUGGCUGUGCGACCUACAAAUAACAAUCUACGACGACAAUGGGGAGCAGCUCCGUAAAACCCAUCCCGACCGAGAACCACAGGUGACCAUGAUCUUCGUCAAAAAUCCUAGCAUCAAUUUUUCGUUUGAACCCCACAGCCAAAAUGCAGCGGGCAUUGCAGAUCUGAGUCUCGUCGACCACACAUACCCUGCCGCUGUGCACGCGACUCCAUUUGGUGGCCGUGUGGCAUGGCAAUCACUCCUUCCGCGAGUCUUCGGGCGGAGUUUUCAUAUCUUGGAUCACGAAGAAUCGAAAUCGUUUGGAACAAUGAUUGGAAGUGCGGCAAGGAUGUUUGAGGGUCUUGCUUUGGGGAAGGGACAUGAACAUAUCGAGCUCGUCUCAACCAAGAACCAGAGCAAUACCGCAUCAUAUGGAGCAGGCUUGGUGCAGACCCUUGGCAAUUGGUUUCCUGAGCUCAGACGAUUUCAAGGCCGCAUGGAGCGAUCUCUGAAAUUGACCCAUGAUGAGGCAUCAACGUCUUACGUGGAGCAGUUGAGUAAGAUACGCGCGGCUUGCCACUGCGGCAUCUGUACAUCCAAAGACAAACUCCAGCCGGGGCAAGAAGGUAUUCCGCCGACACAUGGGUACUGCCUGGCUGCUCUUACCGAGACAAUCAUCUCGUUGGGGCUGUCUUUGUCGAGAAUGACGGUGGCGGCUCGAUUGUACCCGACGCGAACAGGCAUUCAAAAUUACUACCUCGGCCAGGUGUCGAAAAGAUUGGAAGCUCGAGGCUCGCACUGGACGGAGCAUUUCAAGAUCGUGUUCGGGACCGAAUGGAACGCUCCGGAUGCUCGUCGUCUCCAGAAUGCUGUUCAGAUGUUCACGGGCUCGAGACCUGCCAAAGACACACCGGAGAAUCUGGUCGCUAUUUCUCAUGAGGGUAUUUGCGCUUACUUUGUAGCCUUGGAGACAUCUCAUAAAGCGGAUCAGGAACAGCAAGUCAAACUGAUAAGGGUUAUCAGCGGGAGCAUUAAUGUUGGUGAGAAAUUGUUUGACAGAGCCUGUUUAGGUCAGGUCGAUGGAGCAGAUCCAGAAGAUCCGUGGGAAGAGUUAAGGUAUGACCAUCUGCCUCAGCCAUUGUUUUGUAAGUAGUAAUUAUGACUGUCGUGUUCGGCUCGGAAAGAAUGCCAGCGUCAAGGAAAGCCGGCUGGGAUCGAAGCCUAUCGCUGCAGUUGCCAUCAUGGUCGCGAGUCUAGAGUAUGGUCUUUGCCGUUCACGGGUCUUUGAAUCUGGAGGGAAACCCGAAUUUAGUCAGAGGUGAGUGGGAGGUGAAGCCAAUUUAACGGGGAGUUAUGGAGGCCGGAGAAGUCUCGGGGGACACACGCGAGACCAAGACGCGUGCUACGAC
Messenger RNA from Exophiala viscosa, 2333 nucleotides. RefSeq lists its product as uncharacterized. Bases 311 to 2077 code for a protein of 588 amino acids. NCBI's taxonomy places the organism in Eukaryota, Fungi, Ascomycota, Eurotiomycetes, Chaetothyriales, Herpotrichiellaceae. The transcript has a single exon. The record is from RefSeq and is a predicted model, not a curated record.